Chelonus insularis is the source of this 3068-nucleotide messenger RNA. RefSeq names its product valine--tRNA ligase-like (gene ValRS-m). Gene Ontology annotation, biological process: valyl-tRNA aminoacylation. Gene Ontology annotation, cellular component: cytosol. NCBI's taxonomy places the organism in Eukaryota, Metazoa, Arthropoda, Insecta, Hymenoptera, Braconidae. The record is from RefSeq and is a predicted model, not a curated record. The transcript has 6 exons. Bases 240 to 3029 code for a protein of 929 amino acids. Gene Ontology annotation, molecular function: ATP binding; valine-tRNA ligase activity; aminoacyl-tRNA deacylase activity.
GUAAUUGUACAAUUUUCAUUUCAAAUCACUUGCCAGAGUUACUCCAAUUCUAUCCACAUACACAAAACAAUGCGACAUAACCUAUUCAAUAAAAAUAAUUCUAACCUAAAACCAUGAAAACAUAAACACAAGGUGCAAAGACAUAAAAUAUAAACACAGUAAAAAAUACUCGUUAACUACUUUGCAAAACCAAUAAUAACAGUUGUUUAUAUGCAUAUAAAUAUCAACCAGAAUUGAAAAUGAUCAAAUUAUAUCAUUUUCGACAAAAUAGUAUUUCUUGUAGAAAUUUUUGCUCUAGAUUGAAUGUUGAAAGGAUAGCCGAUUUUCCUCAAAAGUAUGAGACGAAAAAUGCAGAAACAUUUUGGAAUAAUGUCUGGAAACAAAAUAAUUUUUUUAAUCCUCUUAAUAACAAAUCAUUAAUGACUAUGAUUCUUCCUCCACCCAAUGUUACUGGAGCUCUUCACUUAGGUCAUGCAUUAACAAUAACAAUUCAAGAUGUCCUAGCACGAUGGAAUAGAAUGAAAGGUGUUUCAGUUUUAUGGGUUCCUGGAUUGGAUCAUGCUGGUAUAGCAACCCAAGUUAUGGUUGAGAAACAUCUAAAAGCUAAAAAUGGUGUUACUAGAUUAGAAUUAGGCAAAGAAAAUUUUUUGAAAUGUGUUGAAGAUUGGAAAAAUGAGAAAGGACAUAUAAUAGAGAACCAAUUGAGAAAUUUAGGCUCAACUUUAGACUGGUCUAAGCAAUAUUUUACUAUGAGCAAAGAUCAGAAUAAUGCAGUUAGUGAAGCAUUUGUGAUAUUAAAUGAACGCAAUUUAUUAUACAGAAACAAUAGUCUAGUCAAUUGGUCUCCAGCUUUAAGAAGUACAAUAUCAGAGAUUGAAGUUGAUUAUCUUCCACUAACAAAAAAAACUGAACUUCAAGUUCCUGGGUAUGACAGAAAAAUUUCAUUUGGUGAAAUUAUCGAUAUCGUAUUUAAAGUGAAAGAUUCGAAAGAUGAAAUCGUAGUUUCAACAACAAGAGUUGAAACCUUAUUGGGUGAUGUUGCUAUUGCUGUACAUCCAGAAGAUUCAAGACAUUCACAAUUUAUUGGUCAACAAGUUUGGCAUCCUUUGAGAGAAGUUUUCAUUCCUGUUAUCGCUGAUUCAUUUGUCAAACAAGACUUUGGUACAGGUGCAGUAAAAAUAACUCCAGGUCAUAGUAUACAGGAUUUAGAAAUAGCAAGAAGACACAAUUUAGAAGAAAUUGAAGUAAUUGGAGAAGAUGGAAUAAUGAAUAAAAAUGCAAAACAAUAUGAAGGAUAUCCUAGAUUUGUUGCUAGAUAUAAAAUACUCAAUGAAUUAAAAAAUAAAGGAAUUUUGAAAAAUAUUAAAGAUCAUGCGAUGCUUGUGCCCAUUUGCUCAAGAUCCGGAGAUAUAAUUGAGUAUAUAAUGAAGGAGCAAUGGUACAUAAAAACUAAACAAAUGGCUGAGAAAGUUGUGGAUUCUGUGAAAAAUAAAGAACUCAAACUAGAUCCUGAGAGGCAUGAAAAAUUAUGGUAUGAUAAACUUAAUAAUAUCAGAGAUUGGUGUGUAUCGCGGCAAUUAUGGUGGGGUCAUCAGGUUCCAGCAUAUUCUUGUGAAAUUAAUUCUGAAAUUCAUUGGAUUGUAGCUAAAAGUAUUGAGGAAGCACGACAGAUAUCAAAAACAAAAUUUGGAAGUGCUGAUGUCCGACAGGAUAAUGAUGUUUUAGAUACUUGGUUUUCUGCAGCAUUACUUCCACUUUCGGCGAUGGGUUGGCCUGAUAAAAAACAUCUUCAAUUCUAUCCGUUAUCUUUAAUGGAAACUGGGCAAGAUAUUUUAUUUUAUUGGGUUGCAAAAAUGGCAAUGCUUUGUACUGAAUUAUCUGGUGUUUUACCUUUCAAAGAAAUUCUUCUUCAUGGAAUACUCUGUGACUCACAUAAAAGAAAGAUGUCAAAAAGUUUGGGUAAUGUAAUUUUGCCGGAGUUUAUAAUUAAUGGCAUUAGUCUUUCUGGUUUGAAAGAGAAAGCAAAAGAAAACUUGGAAUCUGGAUUACUUGAUGAAGCAGAGUUCAAAAAAACUAUUUCUGUCAAUGCGAAAUCCUUUCCUCAAGGUAUUCCUGAGUGUGGAACCGAUUCUCUACGGUUUACUCUAUGCUCUCAUAAUAUCAAAGAAGAUAGGAUUAAUUUUGCUAUUGAAGAAUGCAAAACAUUCAAACAUUUCUGUAAUAAAAUAUGGCAAGCUAGUAAAUAUGUCUUAAUGGUAACUGAUGACGUAUAUGUGAAGCUUCCUGAAAAUUUAUCCACCGUUGAUCGGUGGAUAUUAAGUCGAUUAGAAUUAAUGGUUGAAAUUGUAAAUGAUUCUCUUGAACAGAGAAAUUUUCAUCGAGCAGUUUCAGCGAUGAGACAAUUCUUUCAUUAUGAGUUUUGUGAUUUUUUCCUAGAAGCUACAAAAAUUGGCUUGGAAAGUAGUGAAGAAGACAUUAUCAAAAGUCAUAGAUAUUGUUUAAUUACAUGUCUCGAAACAUUUUUGAGGACCGUAGCACCUUUUAUGCCAUAUUUAAGUGAAGAAUUGUAUUCAAGACUUGCUAAAAAACUUCCAGCUUUUUCAUCUGUUCCAUCUAUCAUGAAGACACAGUUUCCUACGACUAAAGAAAUAAAUAGAAGAGAUUGUGAAUUAGAAGAGCAAUUUGACCAAGUUAUAAAAAAUAUUUUGGUACUUAGAGAUAACUUGAGUCGACUAAAAAAGAAUUUUGUUAUUGAAGCCCAUUUAGUUUUGGAAAAUAAGCACGAAUAUGAAUUUUAUCAUAGUAUCCAAAAUUUUAUUAUAACAUCAUCGAAAAUAGAUAAAAUUGAAAUAUUUUAUACUGAUGACUAUACUGUAAAUGAUGAUAGUACAUAUAUUCAAGGAGCUCAAUGUAAAAUGUAUUAUUUAUUAACGGAUAAAAAUACCGGAAUGAUUACAAAAACUACAGUAAACAAUAAUGAUGAAUUGCAAAAAGAAGAGAAACCUAUAAAGAAACGAACUAAAAUCUAAAAAAUAACAGUUAUUAUUUUUUGUAAACAUAGUUUUUGU